Messenger RNA from Moesziomyces aphidis, 2034 nucleotides. The record is from the annotation of a GenBank genome assembly. Lineage: Eukaryota; Fungi; Basidiomycota; Ustilaginomycetes; Ustilaginales; Ustilaginaceae.
AUGCCUGCACCGUUCUGCACUCACUCUGCACCAGACUUACCUCAUAGUUACGCGCAAAAGCAUGUUCUCAUCUGCGCUUCGCCCGAACCCUCUUUCGCUCCCUCUCAGUCUCGCUUCGCCGUCAUUGCCAACGGCUUCCUGCUCCCCCGCUUCAUCCUCACCCUCACCCUCAUCCCCCCCUUCCCUGCUACUGCCCCUUGCCCCCUCGUCGCUCCAGCUCCGCCCUGGUUACGCACGAUCAGUAUACAUAAAGCCAAUCGCCCUGCCCUGUGCUUCCUCACCCACGGCACUGCUUUCGACGAGCAUCUCAAAAAGCUCUUUGGCGACCUCUCGGAUGCAAAGCUGGAUAGGAUUCUUCAGCCCGUAGCCCGAAGUGCGCUUCCGCAUCUUUCCGCAGCCUCUUCCACCUUGCGCUUGAGCUUGUUGCCAAUUCAACGCCUUGCGCUUCCGUAUCGUCGCAUCCCCUCCGCGUCUCGGUCGUCGUCGAUCGCUCUUGCAUCACCCGCACGCAGCAACCUCUUUUUCCUUGGAAACCGGCUUGCAUCGCAUCGAAUCUCUCACCCUCGUCCCGCAGCCGCACCGCCCGCCAGCCCGUCGGCCCCACCGCACAACCACAGCCUCGCUGCCGACAUCUCCAUCAACCCGCAUCUCGGAGACCGUCAACCCACCAUCUCUUCCACCCUUCUUCCGCCACGCUACCCACUGCUCGGAUUGAUGCCUCCAUUGCUGUCCACAGGCAUGCAGGCAUCAGCAGGUGUGCGCCGCACCGCUGUAUGGCUCUUGGCCGGCGCAGCUUGCGUUUCGGCAUUGCCACUGCGCGAUGGACCUUCUGUCUUCGCUCCCAGUGCGGCGCAGUCUUUGCAGCGUCGAGCGAUCAUGAAGGGCGACAACUACGUGCCGCUCGGCAACACCACCGUGCCGCUCUCGCCGCUGCUGCUCGUAUUCGGCGGCCUCGGUGCCGCAGCGGUGGCGCUGGUGGUUGCGUUGAUACGCAUCUUGGUGCCGUCGUGCAUGUCGAGGUCGUCGCGCAUCGUGCUCGAGGAGCGCGAGCGUGCACGUCAGGAUUUGCGCAUCCGAGGCGCUGUUAGCCCGCGUGGCAGUCCGGGAGGCAGCCCCGUGCCCGGUGCUAGCACGCCGGUCCAUCCGCAGCAACGACGAUAUCCGCCCAACAAACCCAUGCGCAAGGUCGGGCGCAACUCGCGCGGCAGCUUCACUCCUGCCGACUCGGCUUCGAGCGUGUCGAGGAAGCGGUCGUACCGCGGCACGUCCAUCUCGCUGUCGGAGGCGAGCAAAAAGGUGGACCGGUCGGUGGCGUCGAGCUUGAGCGGGUUUCAGGUGCCGCUGCUCAAUUCGAACGACUCGAGCAGUGGAUCGUCGUCCUUCCACCUCAAUGCCAAGGAGACCAUGUCGGAGCGCGCAAAGUAUCCGAUCACGGCGACGAACGAUCUUAACGUGGCACGCAACAAUCCGAGGCUGAGCUUUGGUACGCGACAUCUUGCGCGGACUAGCUCGAUUGGUAAGGGUGCUGAUUUGUACCGCACACGCAGUGGGGGGCGUCAGCAGCCCGAGAUUGCGUUGCAUCCGCAGCCGGUCGAUCCGGCGUAUGCGCAGAGAUGGGCGAGGCGCGAGUCGUAUCAGCAUCCGCUGCAGGCGAGUCGGCGCGAUUCGACGCUCUCGGCGUACGAGGUGAGCAGCAGCUCGGCAGAGCACAGCUAUCUCGAAAGCACAGCCACCAGCAGGAUCGGCUCGUUCAGCAACAUGUCCGGAAACCCGCUGCAGCCGCUCAGUGCGCCUGGGUUUGGGGCAAUGCCGCAGGCCACGCAGCCUUGGGCGAGUCCGAGGUCGAUGAGCAGGUCGCCGACUCCGGACUCGUCGUCGCCCAAUGCGUCCAGGUUGGCUGUUGUGGGUGCGCCGCAGGUCGGCAGUAGGAACUCGUCGGUCAGUGCGCUGCUCGAUUCGGAUGGCAGCGAUGCCGGCGUGGCGCCCCAGACGGCCGUGCUCAUUCCAUCGCGCGCGACGUCGUUCACAAAGUGA